Megalops cyprinoides (Indo-Pacific tarpon) is the source of this 1311-nucleotide messenger RNA. RefSeq names its product arylamine N-acetyltransferase, pineal gland isozyme NAT-3-like. Bases 164 to 1066 code for a protein of 300 amino acids. Lineage: Eukaryota; Metazoa; Chordata; Actinopteri; Elopiformes; Megalopidae. Gene Ontology annotation, molecular function: acetyltransferase activity. The transcript has a single exon. The record is from RefSeq and is a predicted model, not a curated record.
ACUUUGGUACUGCUCGCCUGCUACCUAGUUUUACCAUUAGUUUGCGUUGUUUCUGCGUAUGAAUAGUCAGCUACUUAGCAAUAUAUUCAACAAGUGUCUUACUGUUUUAUUUUCUUUGAUCUUAAAUAUCUGAUCAGUUAUAUCAACUAGUGUUCUGUGUAGAAUGGAUGUAGCAAAAUAUUUAUUAAGGAUUGGUUGUUCUGGACCAAUGAUGCCUACACUGGCGACUCUGCAGCAUGUUCAUCACAGACAUUUACUGUCUGUACCAUUUGAAAACCUAACCAUUCACAGUGGAGGGCAGGUCGGAUUGGAGCUGCCAUUGCUUUAUGACAAAAUCAUCCAUCAGCACAGAGGAGGGUUCUGCUUUGAGAAUAAUGGCCUGUUCUCCUGGCUUCUGUCCCAGCUGGGGUUUGAGGUCACUCUCCUUUCAGCUCAAGUCAAAAACCGCAUCACCGGUGUUUAUGGGCCACCGUUCGAUCACAUGAUCAUUAUGGUGACUCUGGAAGGGCACCGGUGGCUCUGUGAUGUGGGCUUUGGGGCAGGAUUCGAAGUUCCCAUGUCCCUUGAGACAGAAGAGCCUCAGAAGCAGGGUCACGGAGUAUUCAGGAUCAGGCAUGAAGGGGAGAUCCUCUUUUUGGAGACUGCAGAGGAAGACCUGGGAGAGACGGACAGUCAGGGACUGCUGGCGUGCAGAGGUGACGGGAUAGAGAUGAACCUGGAGAACAGUUGUAGGGGCUGGACUGAGCUGUACAAAUUCACCCUUCAGGCACGGCAGCGGGAGGAUUUCAAGGCCAUGUGUCAUUACCAUCAGAGCUCUCAAAGUUCUGUCUUCUACUGCAAGUCUCUCUGCUCACUUCUGCUGCCCAAUGGAAGAGUGAGCUACAUGGGACGCAAGCUGAUCGUAACCAGUAUCCCCACUGAGGGAGGAGGACGGACAACAAAGCACACCCAGGAUCUGACCGAUAAGGAAAUCCCUGGUAUUCUGAGGGAAAGGUUUGGCAUAGUAUUAAACUCUGCCAUCUAUCCAAAAGAUGAGGACAUUGUUCCACCUGCUGGCAUUUAUUAACAUUUUUUCUAGUUGCAUUUUACACACUGGACUUAAUUUGAUAUUUGUAACCUGUGCAGAUCGCUACAUUUACAUGUACUCAUGCAAGGAAACGUUUAACAAAUGUUUACAUAAUCACAGAGUGAUCAAGUCAAGCCACUUUCAAAAUGGCCCGGCACAGUUAUGGGUUGUCAAAUGCCAAAUUAUAAUAACAUACAUUUUACUGGUUAUUACAACUGGAGCAGGAUCCUAAUAAAAAUGUUAAA